AUUAUCCCCCCAAAAAUUCCCCUUUUUCUCCCUAUAAAAUUCCUGAUUUCCCCCAAAAAUUCCCGAUUAUUUCCCCCACAACCUCACCAUUUUCUCCCAAAAAAAUUCAGUAUUUUCUGCAAAAAAAGUUCCAUUUUUUCCCAAAAAAAUCCCAUUUUCCCCCCAAAACCUCCCAGUUAUCCCCCGCAAAAAUUCCCCUUUUUCUCCCCAUAAAAUUCCCGAUUCCUCCCCAAAAAUUCCCGCCUUUUGCCCAAAAAUAUUCCCGGUUUUUCCCCCUCUUUUCCCGCGUUUUUUUUCCCGGGAAUGACGCGAGCCCCGUGACUCAAAUGGCGGGAAUUUCCCAGCGGGGCGUGGCCUCCGCCUAAACCACGCCCCCUUCCCCUCUCCGCCAAUCACAUCGCGCCGUGGGCGUGGCCGCCGCCCGCCGCUAUAACCGCGGGGCCGCGGGUUCGAAUCCCGACGUCUCCCUCGCCAUGUCCGUGGUGGUGGCGGCGGUCGCGGCCACCGCGCGGUGCCCGGGCCGGGUCUGGGGACAUCCCGAGGGUGUCCCCGGGGCGGUGGCACCGUCCCCACCUCGGCACUUCACCUUCGAGCCGCUCCCGCCGCCCCCCGGCCCCUCCCGGCCUCGGCGGCGACAUCGCCGCGUUCUUUAUCCGCCCGCUGUUCGCCGCCCGCUGCCCUCGGAAGAGCCGAGCGCCGCCAAGCGCCUCCUGCUGCUGCUCCUGGCCGUGGUGAGCGCCCAAAUCUACAGCGCGCCCGGCGACGCCGACGCCGCUUCGGGGGCCAGGACGGCCCUGGGGACACCCCCGGGGACACCCCCGGUCCUCGAGGGUCCCCAAAUUCCCACCGGGAACGGGAACGGCACCGGGAACGGGAACGGCACCGGGAACGGGAACGGCACCGGGACUGCACCGGGCGGCCGUUUCUGCCCCGCGGCGCCGCUUCUGUCGCCCCCUGGUGGCGCUGCGGGGAACUGAACGACCCCCAAAACCCCUCCCGGGGGCGGCGCCCAAAAGUGCCACGCCCCCCUGGGCUAAUUAACGAGGUCGUUAAUUAAGGACCAAGAGAUGGAAGAAGGCAGGAUGCUGAACAAUCCCAGGAGUGCCACGCCCCCCUGGACUAAUUAACGAGGUCCUUAAUUAAAGACGAAGAGAUGGAAGUCCCAGGAGUGCCGCGCCGCCCUGGGCUGAUUAACGAGGUCGUUAAUUAAGGUUGAAGAGCUGGCGGCUGGAUAAUCCCAGUUUGGAACUGGGAGCACUGGGAAGGGGUCGAGCCAUAGAUUGAGAUGGAUUUUCCCAUCCCUUAAUUAAUUAGCCGGUUGGUUAAACUCUAAUUAAUGACCAGCUCCUUAAUUAGCUGCCAUUAAUUGAGGUGGGAACAAAGCCAACAUUUGGAUUUUGAGGUUCCUCCAUCCUAGUUCGGAACUGGGAGCACUGGAAAAGGGUGUGGUCAGGACGGCCUCGUUAACGAGAUUUUAACUAACGAGGUCACCUCUACCUCAGCUUCAGCGCCUGUGGGUGCUGAAUUGGUUAUUAAUUAUUUAUUAUAAUUAUUUAUUUGUUAUUUAUUUCUUCUUAUUGAUUUGUUCUUAUUUAUUAAUUAUUUAUUAUUUAUUUAUUAAUCCCCUCUGGGUGAUUGAUUGUGACUCAGUUUGGGGGGGAUUUUUAAUAUUUUACCUAAUUAAAGUCAUCGAGUGAACUAA
Molecule: messenger RNA, 1702 nt
Organism: Taeniopygia guttata (zebra finch)
Lineage: Eukaryota; Metazoa; Chordata; Aves; Passeriformes; Estrildidae
Gene: IER3
Product: immediate early response 3
Biological process (GO): negative regulation of apoptotic process; DNA damage response
Cellular component (GO): nucleus
Source: RefSeq, a predicted model, not a curated record